Molecule: messenger RNA, 1837 nt
Organism: Ipomoea nil (Japanese morning glory)
Lineage: Eukaryota; Viridiplantae; Streptophyta; Magnoliopsida; Solanales; Convolvulaceae
Product: PI-PLC X domain-containing protein At5g67130
Exons: 8
Coding region: 272-1570 (432 amino acids)
Biological process (GO): lipid metabolic process
Molecular function (GO): phosphoric diester hydrolase activity
Source: RefSeq, a predicted model, not a curated record
CGUAAAAAAGUAAAGUAGUUGCUGGGAGAGGUAAAGGAACACGAAAAUUGGCAUCUUCUGCUCCCUCUAUCUCUCUCUCUCUCUCUUUCUCAGUUACACUCAUCUUUUGCUUUCCCUAUCUGCUUCAUCAUGCGACACUUCUUUUACUUAUAAACUUAAUAAUUAAGGGAUUUAAGGCUGCUCCUAUAAAUACUAUGACUAUGUCGUAGAAUCUUUUCUCAUUUUGUGAUUUAAUCUGUGUCGGGGUUUCGCGGCGGAGCGCAUUCUCAGCAUGAAGAAUCGCCGGAGAAUCAACUGCGGAGGAGCUCAAGGUCCCUCUUCAAAAGGGUACCUUCUUCUCCUAUCAUUUAUCCUCUCAGAUGUCUUCUUCAUCGCCCCAUCUGCCGCCUGCUUUAACGGCAAUUGCCAGCUUCUUGAUUCGUGUGCUUCGGCCACGGACUGUGGGGCUGGGCUUUACUGCGGGAAUUGCCCGGUAAUGGGAAAGAAUCAACCUUUUUGCAUAAGAGGACAAGCCACUGUACCCACUUCCAUUAUCAGUGGGUUACCCUUCAACAAGUACUCAUGGCUGGUGACCCAUAAUGCCUUUUCUAUAGUUGAUGCUCCAUUACUGACAGGAGCUCAGAGACUUACUUUCUGUAAUCAAGAAGACACUGUUACUAACCAGUUAAGGAAUGGAGUGAGGGGAUUCAUGCUGGAUAUGUAUGAUUUCGAGAAUGAUAUCUGGCUCUGCCACUCGCUCCGCGGCCAAUGUUACAACUUCACAGCUUUUGAGCCAGCGAUUAACACGCUUAAAGAAAUAGAAGCUUUUUUGUCUGCCAACCCUUCUGAGAUAGUCACGAUUAUAAUUGAGGAUUAUGUACAUAGCCCUAAAGGUUUGACGAGAGUGUUCAGUGGUGCUGGAUUGGACAAGUAUUGGUUUCCAGUGUCUAAGAUGCCAAAAAAGGGCGAAGAUUGGCCGACUGUAAAUGAUAUGGUUGAGAAAAAUUAUCGCUUGCUGGUUUUCACUUCUGAUUCUUCAAAGGAGGCGGCUGAAGGAAUCGCUUACCAGUGGAGAUACAUGGUGGAAAAUGAGCCUGGAGAUCCUGGGGUGGUGCCUGGCUCGUGCUCCAAUAGAAAGGAAUCAAAGCCUCUUAAUUCGAGAAGUGCCUCGCUCUUUCUAAUGAAUUACUUCCCUACAAUUCCUGCUCAAAAUGAAGUUUGCAAAGAACAUUCUACUCCACUAGCUGAUAUGGUUGGCACUUGUUAUAAAGCAGCCGGGAAUUUGAUGCCAAAUUUUGUGGCAGUAAACUUUUACAUGAGGAGCGAUGGAGGGGGUGUUUUUGAUGAUUUGGAUCGAAUGAAUGGUCAGUCUUUGUGCGGCUGCACUACAAUAACUGCUUGCCAGGCAGGAGAACAUUUUGGAGUUUGCAAGAAUGUUGCUGCAUCUAAUACAACUCCAGGGACAACUGACCCUGCAGGAAGCUUUUCUGGGUCUGUGCAAUUGACAGGGUCUGCUUCAGCCAUCAAAGUCGAAAGUAUAUUUUACGCGUUCUUUCUCUUCUGGCCUGUGGUGUUGUUGUUUCUCGUAUGAUUAGCGGGAAGUGAUCGAGUUCUAUGGUAGAAUGUGUUGCUGCAUUGUUGAGUGCUGGUUAGGCCUUCACUGUGUAAAGUUUUGAGUCAGAAAGGUACUCAUUUUGGCCUGUUAAAACUAGAAAACAUUCACCUUAGAAUGUUAAGGCAAAAGUCUAGGUAAUCAGUGUUAUAGUUUAGCAGAGAUGGCUACAGCCUGCAACAAGUAAACUGUACUCAACAUUAUCCAGAUUUGUGUUUAUAAAACCCCCAUGAUUUUUCAUUUCUU